CUUGCAUUUAAAUUUAAUUUAGUCACUAAUCUUCUCUUCUCUCUCUCUCUCUCUCUCUCUCUCUCUCUCUCUCCUCAUUAUCCGAAUACGCCCAAUCGAAUCCUUUUCAACCCGACGGGUCGUAAAAUUCCAAAAGAUUCAAUUAUACUUCGACUUGUCUCAGCUUAAUUCGGAGCUCCGACCUUUGAAAAUCUUCUCUCACACGACGAUCCUCUAGAUUCUCGGCGCCGGUUUAGUUUGUCGGAGGAAAAAAAUGGCCCAGUCUACGGCGAGGAGCGGGCGGGUUGUUGGUGACUACUUGGUGGGUCGGCAAAUCGGGUCUGGUUCGUUCUCGGUGGUUUGGGAGGCGAGGCACCGUGUUCACGGCACCGUCGUCGCUAUCAAGGAGAUCGCCAUGGGUCGGCUUAAUAAGAAGCUGCAGGAUAGUCUCAUGUCUGAGAUUUUCAUCUUGAGGAGGAUCAAUCACCCCAACAUCAUCCGUUUGCUCGACAUGAUCGAGUCUCCUGGGAAGAUACAUUUGGUGUUGGAGUAUUGCAAAGGAGGUGAUUUGUCUGUGUAUAUCCAGAGCCAUGGAAGUGUCCCUGAAGCUGCUGCUAAGCAUUUCAUGCUGCAGUUAGCGGCAGGCUUACAAGUUCUUCGUGACAAUAACAUUAUUCAUCGCGAUUUAAAGCCCCAGAAUCUUCUUCUAUCCACAGAUGAAAAUGAUGCAGAUCUGAAGAUUGCUGAUUUUGGAUUUGCAAGAUCGUUGCAACCUAGGGGACUUGCAGAAACAUUAUGCGGUUCACCGUUGUAUAUGGCCCCAGAGAUUAUGCAACUUCAGAAGUAUGAUGCAAAGGCAGAUCUCUGGAGUGUUGGUGCUAUCUUAUUUCAACUUGUGACAGGCAGAACCCCUUUUACAGGAAACAGCCAAAUUCAGUUGCUCCAAAACAUUAUGAGAUCAACUGGAUUACAAUUUCCAGCAGACUGUAGAGAUAUAAGUUUGGAGUGUAUAGAUCUCUGUCAGAAGUUACUGCGCCGUAAUCCAGUGGAACGUUUGACAUUUGAAGAGUUCUUUAAUCACCCUUUUCUUUUGGACAGGCAGAUAUAUGAUUUCUCAAGGAGUAGAUUGGGCUCAACAACGAUGGACGGUUUUCUUUCUUCUGGAAGCAGUCCCUCGAGAAACAUGGAAGAAAGUUCUCAAGAAGACUGUAUGCCGUUCCUUCUAGAUGAUGAUUCUAGUGGACCUGACGGGAGCCCUUCACAUUUGAAAAUGACGUCCUCAAUGAAGUCGUCCUCUGGAUUUAACAUUGAUGCCAGAGUUGAGAGAAAGGAGAUGGAAUCUAGUCCUUUGAAAUGUACAGAGCUUACUUCCAGAUAUAGUAGAAUCAACCAGGGAGCGGAAAACAAUAGAUUUAGAAAUGAAACUCACAUAAUUUCGGAUAGGAGAAACCAUGGCGAACCUACAAGACUGACUGAUUCCAGAUCACUCAUUCCUAAAGGAAGAGUAGAUGAUUCUCAAGACUCAAUGGACCAAGACUACGUUCUCGUAUCUGGACCACCAGUGGAUAUGCCAUCAUCUUCAUCGAGUUCUUCAAAGCCUUAUAAUUUCCCAUUCAAGUCUCAGUCUCCUCCUGUAGAGUUAUUCAACAGAAGCAUAAGUUCAACGGCUCCCAUGCCAAUAAUCGGUGCUACUGGCAACAACCUUGGCCGGUUUGGAAGCCUGGACAGUCAGAAUUCAGGCCCGAGCACGUCUCAUGGGUCGCUGGAUCUUGGGGAUGCUUUUGAACAGCCAUCAACUAACAGCCUGACAAGAAUCACUUCUCUGAAAAAAUGUGCAGCCACAAUCGCAGAAUUAGUUCAUGAAAGGAUCAAAUCUGACAAAUAUCUAGAAGCUUUCUCGAUCCAGUUGGCGAUCCUGGCGAUUUGGAAACAGGCACUGCACAUAUGCCAUACUCAGGCAAUUUCAGGUUCGGAAGGAAGUAGCAGCCUAAAACAUGAUACCCAAAAUUCUGAGCGUAGCACUGAUGAUGGAUCGGAGGACAUAUCCUCUCAGAUUCAGAUGCAGUUUAUCCGGGAGAUUGAGCUUGCUGAAGAACUUGCUAAGAGUAUCAAACCUGGAAAUACAAAAAUGCCGGAUGCAAUGGAGACGAUAUUUGAAGCAGCCCUUGAUCUUGGAAAACUUGGGGGAGUGAAGGAGGUUAUGGGUGAGAUAGAGAAGGCGGGAAACCAAUACUCGAAGGCGGUGCGUUUGCUGGUAUUCCUUCUAGUGGAAGCACCAAUGCUGAUUCUGAAUCCGCCAUUGUCUCUCACAAACUCAGUCAGGUAUCGUCUCCGAACGUAUAUCGAUAUCCUCAGCAGAAGAUUAAAACAUCUGCAAUCAUCUAAAAGAAGUUCAGGUGCUCAGAUGCAAGGAUCUUCAUUAGCCACGAUGAACAAACAACCAUAACCAUUUCACUUGGUUUGGGUGGGUUCUCUUGUUUCUUCUUCUUCUUGUUCUGUUUUUUGUUUUUGUUUUUGUUUUAUUAAAAAGAGAAAAAUGUAUGUAUUUGUACAGAUGUGUAUGCUUAUUCUUUUGGGGGAUCUGAUGCGUGGAUGUUGUAACAUUUUCUUUGUUCUAUCUUGAUCCUAAUCCCUUCUUGUGAUGGUUCUUGGAUACAUAAUGUAUAAGUAGAGUUAUGUUGAUGUUUUCAAUGAGUUUUCCCUUAAAUGAAGUCAAAACUAAUGUCGAGAUCACUUAUGAUGCUAUGUGUAUCAUGCAAAUGAACUUAUUCUUUAAUUCUUGUC
Thlaspi arvense is the source of this 2763-nucleotide messenger RNA. The record is from the annotation of a GenBank genome assembly. Lineage: Eukaryota; Viridiplantae; Streptophyta; Magnoliopsida; Brassicales; Brassicaceae.